Molecule: messenger RNA, 2214 nt
Organism: Cladocopium goreaui
Lineage: Eukaryota; Dinophyceae; Suessiales; Symbiodiniaceae
Source: the annotation of a GenBank genome assembly
AUGCACAGCAGCAGGAGGUUUUUCGCUCUACCAGCCCAUACCAAGGAGCAGUAUAAGGAGCCAAGUGGCUAUCCACCACGAUCCUACGGUGCCAUCACAUCACCAGAGGGAAAAAUCUACAAGACUCAGCAAAGGGACGAUUCAGGAAACAUUCUGAAUGAAUGGCUCCUCGUCAAGAACACCUCCGUCGCAAUUGAUUGGAAUGAGCCUUACUAUACAUCAGAUGAAGGUCGUGAGUUCUAUAGCUCGGUGUCUAAGCAUCCUGAACAGUCCCAGUGGCCCAGUGAGGUGCCAGAGCUUCGCCAAGUCACUGGGGCGUUCUAUCAGGCAAUGGAAAAGCUCGCGGAUACCAUGCAUGAGCUCUUUGCUUUGGCCCUGGGCAUUUCCAAGGACGUUGCACCAGAAACUGCUGCGACCUGCAGCAUUGACCGGGUGACCAUCGCGCAUUAUCCACCCCAAGACACUCCCCCGGCAGAGGAUCAGGAGCGCAUCCAGCCGCAUUGGGAUCGAACUCUCUUUUCCUUGAUCACCACCAGUGACUACGGUGAUGAGGAUUCUGAGGCGGGGCGGGGCGGCCUUCAGAUUUUGGUGGACAAAGACACAGGAGAUGGUGUCGACGGUCGUGCCGAGCUGGAGGUCGAGCGGGUCGAGCGGGUCGAGCGGGUGUUGGAAUGCUUUGUCCCAGUGGUGAUGAGCCGCUGGUCCAACGGACGUGACACGGCCGGACACUGCUGUGGAAUGGGCGAAUGGGGUUUGAAGCACGUCGUGCACCGUGUGCCAAACCCAAAGCCAGGACACCGUGAUCCUGGUAGAAUCUCCUUGAUGGCUUUCGUGGUACCAGACUAUGACACAGUGGUGGAGUGCCUCCAUUGCAAAGAAGAUGGGUCGGUCCCACUCUAUGAGAAGACCUGGGUCGGGGAGAUGAUGAACUGGGGAAGCAAACUCCCCAUCUACAAUCAAACGAAGAUGGAAAUGAUGCGCAUGGCACAAGGUUUGUACACGAAGAAGGGCCACCAGACUAAGUUGGGAGAACCAACUGAUGUGAAGAGCAUCGAGCAGAUGAUGUCGACAAAGUCCAUCCCAGUCCUGGACAUCUCAGCCUUGCACAACGGAACGAAGGACAAGCAGAGUUUCAUCGCCCGAAGGCUUUCCGAAGGAUUCGAGCAGACCGGCUUUGCUGUGGUCACGGGGCAUGGCAUCGCGCCAGAGCUGAUCUCGAACCUGCGGAACAAAGCGUACGAAUUCUUUCGUUCGCCUUUGGAAGAGAAAUCCAAGUUCGACAAGGGCAAAGGCUAUGGCUUCGGUGGCUACAACAGCGUGGGACACGAGAACGGCGCUCAGCUCCUGGGCGACUUCUCCAGGACGCUUGUGGCGGAGCUGGGACAUUUUGAGACACUGUUGGACAUCAGCGGCUGUGAGAUGGAAGAGAACGCGCCACCGGUGGUUGCAAGGCAGGCUCAGAGUUUUCUGCAUGCGGCCGAGCGCGUUGCAAAGAUGACUUCGAAAGCGUUGCAGUUGGCGCUGAAUGUCAGCGACGAGGAGACUUCAGACGGAGAUGGAGUACCUCGUCGCAGCUGUCUGGUCCUGGACCCGAGUGGUGGUGGUUUGCGCUUGGCUUACUAUCCCUCCAGCAAGGCGUAUGGAGAAAACAGCAUGGGCUACGGAUCGCACAUCGACUCUGGUGGCGUGACGGUCAUCUCUUUGGACCCAGCCAACCCUCACGGGCUUCAAGUUGACAUCAGCGGUGUGGGAACCACUGGAAAUGACAAGGAUCGAAUUUGGGUUGACGUGCCGUUCGUUCCAAACUCCUUGGUUCUGAAUGUGGGAGCAUUGCUAUCUCGUUGGACUGGACACACUUGGAAAGCCUCCAUCCAUCGCGUACUGCCAAAUCGAAAAAUUCACGAACGCGUUUCUCUUAUUACAGGGGCGCUUUCUCCAAAGGUGGAUGGCCCCGCAUUUGCAGGUUUCAAGAAUUUGGCCACACAUGAGGCGGUGCGUGCAGAAGAUUCUCUUGCCACCAGGGUGGCAUUGCAUCGCCCAGAGUAUGCUGGAGAGAAGGGGCUUGAAACAGAGAAGUCUAUCGAAGAGGAGACAGAUGGACGAAGAUUGGCAAAGCGACAUGAGGCGACCAUGUUUGAAAUUUGUUCCGAGUUAGUCUUGCGAUUCAACACCCGAUUCAAGCUGUUUGCAUUUGUCAUCACGCCAAAGCAAUAA